AUGUGGGUCCCAUUUCUAGUUCUCCUUGCCUGCGCUAAUGCCCUUCCUGUUCCUGAUGGUGCUCAUCAUCCCCUGCCAAUAUCCCAGCCUCAACCUAAUACUGAUAAUGGCUAUCCCCCCUACACUCCUCCUGCCAAUACCUACCAAGUUCCUCAACCUGUGUACCAAGCUCCUACUCCUACAUAUCAGGCUCCUCAACCCGCUUACCAAGCCCCUACUCCUGCUUCUGUACCUUCGCCACUGUCAUCUUACGAAGCUACUCAACAGGGUUAUGGUGCCAUCAAGCCCCCUGUUCCCAUUCAAAUCCACUACGAUUACGCCUUCAAUGCCGUUGGUGUUGCCAAGCCAAAGCCUGAGACCCCUUCCGGAUACGUGGCCCCCCAGGAAACCUACCAGGCUCCUCUAGCUGGAUAUGCCCCAGUUCAGACAGACAAUGUGCCUCAGGAUUACAACGUUCCCGUCCAAGUUUCUUUUGACCAGACUGGCUGGAUUGGAGAGAAUGCCGAAGAACAGGAAGGCGAGGUGGAAGGAUAUGCAACAGUUGAGGGACUCAACCAAGAAUCCAACGUGACUUCUCCGCCCAAGUACCACUUCGUGUACACUGUGGAUGGUCAGUCUAUUGGGGAUGUGAAGGGACAUGAAGAAUCCCGCGAUGGUGAAUUCACCCAAGGCAAAUACUACGUCCUUCAACCAGACGGUAAAACUAGGACGGUGACGUAUCACGCUGAUGACGGGGGAUUCAAGGCAGACGUUGUCUACGUUUAG
This is a messenger RNA of Darwinula stevensoni, 765 nucleotides long. The record is from the annotation of a GenBank genome assembly. NCBI's taxonomy places the organism in Eukaryota, Metazoa, Arthropoda, Ostracoda, Podocopida, Darwinulidae.